Molecule: messenger RNA, 2175 nt
Organism: Ceratina calcarata
Lineage: Eukaryota; Metazoa; Arthropoda; Insecta; Hymenoptera; Apidae
Exons: 3
Coding region: 1662-2093 (143 amino acids)
Source: RefSeq, a predicted model, not a curated record
CUUAAAUACAUAUUAAUAUUUCAUUAAACGUUUGCUUCUAAAAACUGUAUUGAUUUUCCAAUUUCGUAUUUUGACUGGCAAUUACGGACGCCAGGGCACUUAAUUAAUUCAAGUGUAGCCUGGCGCACGUGAAUUGCCAUCGAGGCAAUUACACACGAGCCCGGUUCGUAACUUCGUUACUAACAAUAUUGUUGGGCAAAUAAGACGACGGACGGCCGGGAAUAGGGCAAAGGUAAGAGAGUUCGUUUGCCGGAUACCGAUAUGCUUCACACGAUCAUCGAUCGGUUUGCAUGAUUGCCUAAUAGCCUUCACGUUUAAUCAAUCUAACGAAAUUGUUGGUAACGCAAUUGUAACUGAAUUUUCAUCUGGAACACGAAACCGCAUGCUGCGAAACAAUCUGAUCCCCCCUCCUGUGAUCCCGAUAGAGUCCUUCGGUAAAAUAUCGUGCCACGUGUCUAUUUCGUGGAACAAUAGCACGCGAUACGAAGCUCUUCAAUGAAGCUUGUAUUUAUGCCCGUUAAUUAAAACGCGUUGUCUGCUUCCGUUCAUCGAUGCUUUGAAAAUUUCAUUUUCCCCAGUGUAUGUGUACAGAUUAUUGAAGUACACAUUGAUGAAAAUUAUAUUUCAAAUUAAUUAAAUUUAAAUAUUAUUUUAUCGUUUUUCCCCGUUAAAUUCAUUUUAUCGUUUCAAUUUAUUAUUCUGAAUUAUUCUGCAAGAUAGCGAAGCCCUGGGCAAUUUAACGAUGUUACACAAUCAGAAAGCGAGUUAUUCUUUAAGUGCCUUACAUUCAUCCCCAUCUGUAGAGACGUCUAACUUGAUAUAACUAUAGAGAUAGUUGCUGCUCAAUAUAAUCUAAUAAAAUCCACGAUUUUAUAUUCGACUUCCAAUAAAGAAAUCCAGUUCAAUCACAAAUAGAAUUUAUGCAUUCAUCAAAAGCGGUAUUUGCAAGAAAUGUAAAAAAAAUUUAUUACAUCCAAUGUACAUGGAUAUUAAUAUUACAUAACAUCGAAACUGAUACGGACAAAUUUUUUAUUUCGCAUUAGACUCCAGGGCCUAAUCAUGAAUAAUGAUUUAACAUAUCUGACUGUCGUGUUUCAAAGAAAUAAAAUUUAUUACAGCAAACGGAUACCGUCACGAACGAUCGGAAUGCGUGGCAUGUAUCGGUCUCGUUGAAGUCGUUUCAUGCCGCGCACGCAAAUUCCUGAGAUUACCGCGUAAUCAUCUAGCAGCCGGCUAAUUAGCGUGGAUAAAUGGGCGGGAAAUUCAGUGAUCCGGACGCGUAUUAUGGGUGCAGUGGAACGCAUUUGAAUAAGAAUGAACCGAAUCUCUAUUGAUUCGCCUGGAGACCGAAAUCGAUAUCCGUACGAGGCACAGGGGCUCACUUCGUUACGGAUCGGCCAACUUUCAGUUGGAUUAAGGAAUAGACGAGCCAAGACUCGCCGUUUCAAUCACGACGGCCUAAUCGACCAUCGAAAAAUUCUCCAGUUUCAGUUCCACGUUUAUCGCGGCCACUACGCUCCUCACUUCAAAAUUCUCGUUCCGUUCCGCGCGACUUCCAAUACAAUAAUCGGAUUGAUUAAAACAUUUUCUAAAACCAAUUUGUACUUUAAAUACUUCGGAAAAUAUUAUUUUGAUUCAAUCAUCAUCGCUUCGGCCGCACGAUGCCUCACGAGAAGAUUAUAGAUGUGAAGGAAUCUGAGAAGGAGACUGAAUCGAAAGAAGAAGAUGGAACCGAGGCGAAGGAAGAAGAUUCGGGGAUGAAACCACGUGCUAGAAGAUAUAUCACGAAACACAUGAGAAUGUACCCGGAAUUGUAUAGAAGCGACGUUUCCAUACAUCCGAGUUACACUACCCUUAAAAACUUACCCUACUACGUGGUAUGCCGGCGACGCGUGCAGAGGACCAGGAGGCAGAUCAGGCGUCAGUUGAACCGCGAAAUCAUGCACUUCGCGAUGAUGCAGAUGUUCGCCAUCGACAGCGUAAGGAUCGACCGGGUGUUCAGCGUCGGGAUGCCACCGGAGACAUUGAUUGUCCCCGAUUUGUUAAACGCGAACGAGAAACGUCACCUGAACGAGCUUCUCCGCGACAGAUAACGAAUCAUUGCGCCGAUCAACUUCUACGAUAUACAAUUCUGUAACGUGUGUGAUCGAAUAAAGUCCGCGUUUUUAUAUUAAA